Molecule: messenger RNA, 1692 nt
Organism: Acanthisitta chloris (rifleman)
Lineage: Eukaryota; Metazoa; Chordata; Aves; Passeriformes; Acanthisittidae
Gene: TTLL11
Product: tubulin tyrosine ligase-like family, member 11
Biological process (GO): protein polyglutamylation; microtubule cytoskeleton organization
Cellular component (GO): cilium
Molecular function (GO): tubulin-glutamic acid ligase activity; tubulin binding
Source: RefSeq, a predicted model, not a curated record
UUCCCCUUCGGGCGGCGCCUGCCCUGUGACAUCUACUGGCAUGGGGUGUCUUUCCAUGAUAACAAUAUCUUCUCAGGUCAAGUUAACAAGUUUCCAGGCAUGACAGAGAUGGUACGGAAAAUCACCCUGAGUCGGGCAGUGAGGACAAUGCAAGACCUGUUUCCUCUGGAGUACAACUUCUAUCCUCGGUCCUGGAUUCUGCCAGAAGAACUUCCCAUCUUUGUGGCUGAGGUUCGCAUGAUGAAAGACAGUGAUCCGUCCUGGAAGCCCACAUUUAUUGUCAAACCUGAUGGAGGCUGCCAGGGGGAUGGAAUCUACCUCAUCAAAGACCCAAGUGACAUCAGGCUGACAGGAAGCAUCCAGAGCCGUCCAGCUGUGGUCCAGGAAUAUAUCUGCAAACCACUGCUUGUGGACAAACUGAAAUUUGAUAUUCGUCUUUAUGUCUUACUGAAAUCCUUAGAACCCUUGGAGAUUUAUAUAGCCAAAGAUGGACUUUCUAGGUUUUGUACAGAACCCUAUCAAGAACCCACUCUCAAAAAUUUGCACCAGGUUUUUAUGCACUUAACUAACUACUCACUAAAUAUCCACAGCGGGAAUUUCAUCCAUUCUGACAGUGUAAAUACUGGCAGCAAGAGGACAUUUUCAAGCAUCUUGUGCAGACUGUCUUCCAGAGGAGCUGAUGUCAAAAAGGUCUGGUCAGAUAUCAUUUCACUGGUGAUUAAAACAAUUAUUGCACUGACACCAGAACUGAAAGUUUACUAUCAGUCUGACAUACCAGCAGGAAAGCCUGGGCCAACUUGCUUCCAGAUUUUAGGGUUUGACAUUCUCCUGAUGAAAAACUUGAAGCCCAUGUUGCUAGAAGUAAAUGCAAACCCCAGCAUGAGAAUAGAACAUGAGCAAGAGCUUUCUCCUGGAGUGUUUGAAAAUGUCCCGAGCCCUGUGGAUGAAGAAGUGAAAGUUGCUGUCAUCAGAGACACUCUGAGGCUCGUGGACCCUCAGAAGAAGAAGAGGAAAGACACCCAGUGUCAGACUUUGGAGCACGUGCCGGAAGCAAACGAGGAGCUGCUGGACGCGGGGCCGGGAGAGCAGCCGGAGGUGGAUGCCCCCAGGAGCCCCGAGGCUGGGCUGCCCUCCCUCUGCCUCAAGCAAGUCUUCCCCAAGUAUGCAAAGCAGUUCAACUACCUGAGGCUUGUGGGAAGAGUGUCUGGACUAUUCAUGGUGUCUGCACUAUUCAUCCGAUUUCUUGGGGUCAAGGGGACGACGAAGUUGGGACCAACAGGUUUCCGAACCUUUAUAAGGAACUGCAAACUGAGUAACAGCAGUUUUUCAAUGGCUGCUGUAGAUAUCCUGUAUAUUGAUAUCACGAGGAGGUGGAACAGCAUGGGAAUUGACCACAAAGAAUCAGGAAUGUGUUUGCAAGCCUUUGUGGAAGCUUUCUUCUGCCUGGCUCAGAAGAAGUACAAGUCCCUCCCUCUGCACGAGCAGGUGGCGUCGCUGAUCGACUUCUGCGAGUGUCACUUGGCCGCGCUGGACGGGAAGCGCCUGGUGUGGGGCUGUGGGGCCGGGGAGCGCCGCGGCGCAGGGCUGUCCUGCCAGCCAGAGGGGCUUCACCUGCCAGCAGCUGCCCCAGCCCUCCUGACCCGCUCAGCCACGGCCACCAAACUCUCAGAGUACAGAAGUCAUCGCUACUGA